CUUGCAUGCAUGUGCACACACACACACACAUACAUAAAUAAAAUGCAUUUUCAAUAAAUAAAACAACAAAAAUCUAAGCCCCUGGAUCUGCCCAGUCCUGCCACUCUCCCCUCUUUUUCCCCUGCUUAAGCAACACCUGGUACACCUCAGUUCCUCUACCUGCCUAGGCUAUUUUUACACACCCUGUGAGUGUGAGCAUCUCCCCACCCCUGCCAUUGUCUCCAUGUCUGAUCAGAGCCUCUGAUGACACCUGUGUUAGGUCAGGCUACAGUCAGGAAAGUGUUAUGGACCAACUCUUCCUCCGCAUUAACUGUGAAGGCAGAGGCCCCAAGUCUUCACAAUACCCAGGUACUGAGUGCCCAUUUAGGGAAAGUCAGGUGAGUUAGCUCUUAACUUUUGGAGUGUCAUGGCGCCUGUUUGUCCUUACAUCUUAUGUAGCCUGCAUCCGGCCAUGCUGUGACCUCCAUACCUAGGAAGAGCCCUGAGCCUGGGGACCGCCCCUGUCCCUCCACGUCCUUGGCUCUCCAACCUCUUGCAUGGUGCCAGGUGGAAUCUGCGGGUACCAGGUGGGCCUGCCCUGGUGCUCAGGGCCUCUGCUGCCCCCUCCCGGGUCAGGCGACUCACACAAAGGCCAUGCUCCCAGGAUGGCAGAGGAGUUCAUCACACCUGUGUACUGCACCGGGGUAUCAGCCCAAGUGCAAAAGCAACGGGCCAAGGACCUGGGCCUGGGCCGCCAUGAAAACGCCAUCAAGUACCUAGGCCAGGAUUAUGAAAAGCUGCGGGCAAGAUGCCUGCAGAGUGGGGUCCUCUUCCAAGAUGAGGCCUUUCCUCCGGUGGCUCACAGCCUGGGCUUCAAAGAACUCGGUCCCAAUUCCUCUAAAACCUAUGGCAUCAAAUGGAAGCGUCCUACGGAGCUGCUAUCAAACCCCCAAUUCAUCGUGGAUGGAGCCACCCGAACGGAUAUCUGCCAGGGAGCACUGGGGGACUGUUGGCUCCUGGCUGCCAUUGCCUCCCUCACCCUCAAUGAGACCAUUCUGCACCGAGUGGUUCCCUAUGGCCAGAGCUUCCAGGAUGGAUAUGCUGGCAUCUUUCAUUUCCAGCUGUGGCAGUUUGGGGAGUGGGUAGAUGUGGUCGUGGAUGACUUGCUGCCCACCAAGGACGGGAAGUUGGUGUUCGUGCAUUCUGCCCAGUGCAACGAGUUCUGGAGUGCCCUGCUUGAGAAGGCCUAUGCCAAGGUGAACGGCAGCUACGAGGCCCUUUCGGGAGGCUGCACCUCAGAGGCCUUUGAGGACUUUACUGGUGGGGUCACCGAGUGGUUCGAUCUGCCCAAGGCACCCAGAGACCUCUACCAGAUCAUUCAGAAGGCCCUGGAGCGAGGCUCCUUGCUGGGCUGCUCCAUUAAUAUAACCGAUAUCCGGGAUUUGGAAGCUAUUACCUUUAAGAACCUGGUGAGGGGCCAUGCAUACUCCGUGACGGAUGCCAAGCAGGUGAAUUACCAGGGCCAGCAGGUGAGCCUAAUCCGAAUGCGGAACCCCUGGGGCGAAGUGGAAUGGAAAGGACCCUGGAGUGAUAGCUCCUCAGAGUGGAACAGAGUGGACCCCUAUGAACGAGAGCAACUGAGGAUCAAGAUGGAGGAUGGGGAGUUCUGGAUGUCAUUCCGAGACUUCUUACAUGAGUUUGACAGACUAGAGAUCUGCAACCUCACGCCUGAUGCCCUGAAGAGCAGGACCCUCCGGAACUGGAAUACCACGCUCUAUGAGGGCAGCUGGCGCCGGGGGAGCACGGCUGGAGGCUGCCGGAACUACCCAGCUACCUUCUGGGUGAACCCCCAGUUCAAGAUCCGGUUGGAGGAGGUGGAUGAUGAAAACGAUUAUGAGAGUCGCGAGUCGGGCUGCAGCUUCUUGUUGGCCCUCAUGCAGAAGAACCGCCGCCGGGAGCGUCGCUUUGGCCGGGACAUGGAGACCAUUGGUUUCGCGGUGUACGAGGUCCCACGGGAGAUGGUGGGUCAGCCUGUGCACCUGAAGCGUGACUUCUUCCUGGCCAACUCUUCUCGGGCACGCUCGGAGACCUUCAUCAACCUGCGAGAAGUCAGCAAUCGCAUCCGCCUGCCGCCAGGGGAGUAUGUGGUAGUGCCCUCCACCUUCGAGCCCAACAAGGAGGGCGACUUUGUCCUGCGUUUCUUCUCAGAGAAGAAGGCUGGGACCCAGGAGCUAGAUGACCAGAUCCAGGCCAACCUCCCCGAUGAGAAAGUACUCUCCGAAGAGGAGAUCGAUGACACCUUCAAAACCUUGUUCAGCAAGCUGGCAGGGGAGGACAUGGAGAUCAGCGUCAAGGAGUUGCAGACCAUCCUGAACAGGAUCAUUAGCAAACACAAGGACCUGCGGACCGAUGGCUUCAGCCUGGAGUCCUGCCGCAGCAUGGUGAACCUCAUGGACCGUGAUGGCAAUGGGAAGCUGGGCCUGGUGGAAUUCAACAUCCUGUGGAACCGCAUCCGAAAUUACCUUACCAUUUUCCGGAAGUUUGACCUGGACAAGUCUGGCAGCAUGAGCGCUUACGAGAUGAGGAUGGCCAUCGAGGCUGCAGGCUUCAAGCUUAACAAGAAGCUGCAUGAACUCAUCAUCACCCGCUACUCAGAGCCUGACCUGGCCGUGGACUUCGACAACUUUGUGUGUUGCCUCGUGCGACUAGAGACAAUGUUCCGGUUUUUCAAAGUUCUGGACACAGACCUGGAUGGUGUUGUGACCUUUGAUUUAUUUAAGUGGUUACAGCUGACUAUGUUUGCCUGAAGUGGGGAUUCAACUCCCACUGCCCGAUUCUUCCUUUCUUCCUGUGCCAAGCCACGCCUUCCUGCCAUGCCACACCAGGACCACAUCAGCUGCAAGUGCCUUCCUUGGAACAGGAAGCCACCCUUGGCCUGUCCGUUCUCUUCCCCACCACCUCUACUCACCUGCUCUGGGCAGAGUCAUGGGGCCCUCCCUGCUUCUGUGGCCAAAGGCUCAGAAUGGACAACCCUGGACCCUGCUCAUGGCUAAAACCAGGAAGGCAGCUCCCUGCUUAUUCCUUCCUCUGGGGCCGGAGCGGGCACCCCUGCCCCACCUCUGCUGGUGUCCGGAUGUGUGUCUUCCCUAAUCUGUAGAGGCUGUAGCCCCUGCUGGCCCCUGGACCUGCAGACUUUAUAACCACUAGCUAGCUCGCACUGUCUGCAUCCGGGUACCGAAGGCCUCUCCCCACAGUGGAGCCCCACAGCCAGGAUCACCUGUGCCUUCCUGUGCAACAGCCAAGAUCCUCUCUGCAAACCAAACCACUCCUCUCCUGCCCCAUGUGCCCACCAGGAACUUCCUGGCCUGGAGGGUGCUCAGGUCCUCCCUUCCUCCCCCUCCUCCCUUUUUUUUAUAUUGAUAAUUUUCAAGGGAAUGCUUGAGGGACUAGUGCACUGGUUAUGGAGGACCAGGCACUGGGGUGGGGUAGGGAGGCCCCAGGUUUCAGGGCAGUGGAAAAAUAAAAGAAAAGGCUGCA
This is a messenger RNA of Peromyscus californicus insignis, 3516 nucleotides long. RefSeq names its product calpain 1 (gene Capn1). Bases 537 to 2786 code for a protein of 749 amino acids. The record is from RefSeq and is a predicted model, not a curated record. NCBI's taxonomy places the organism in Eukaryota, Metazoa, Chordata, Mammalia, Rodentia, Cricetidae. Gene Ontology annotation, biological process: proteolysis. The transcript is spliced from 22 exons. Gene Ontology annotation, cellular component: cytoplasm. Gene Ontology annotation, molecular function: calcium-dependent cysteine-type endopeptidase activity; calcium ion binding.